ACUAUAGUAGUCCAGUCUGAACACUAUAUGACCUCAGUCAGCAGGACGCAGCAGGCAGUCCCCGACACACACACGCUCACGCACACACACAGGACACAAUAGGCUCUACAGUGCAGACGCUCAGUGUGUGGUACCAGAACCAUGGAGGAAGGACCUUACAAGUACAUCAGGGAAGGCAAUGGAAAAGUCAGUCGGGUGAUCAGGAUCGGGACCCGCAAGAGCCAGCUGGCUCGCAUCCAGACAGACAGCGUUGCUGACAGGCUAAAAGAACUCUACCCGGAUGUCCACUUGGAAAUUGUUGCCAUGUCAACGAUAGGAGAUAAAAUCCUCGACACAGCUUUAUCAAAGAUCGGUGAAAAAAGUUUAUUCACCAAAGAGUUGGAGAACGCCCUGGAGAGGAAUGAGGUCGACCUGGUGGUUCACUCGCUCAAAGACCUGCCCACCACACUUCCUCCAGGAUUCACCAUUGGAGCUGUGCUGAAGAGGGAGAACCCCCACGAUGCAGUGGUGCUGCAUCCCAACAACGCCGGCAAAACCCUGGAGACGCUGCCAGAGAAAAGUGUGAUUGGCACUAGCUCACUGCGUCGAGCGGCUCAGCUGAAGAAGAGAUUCCCCCACCUGGAGUUCAGAGAUAUUCGUGGGAACCUGAACACGCGGCUGAAGAAGCUGGAUGAAAAGCAGGACUUUGCUGCCAUCAUCCUGGCUGCUGCCGGCCUCAAGAGGAUGGGCUGGGAGAACCGAAUCAGCACGAUCCUGGAGCCUGAAGACUGCAUGUAUGCUGUUGGCCAGGGAGCUUUGGCAGUGGAAGUUCGGGCCAGAGAUGCAGACAUCCUGGAGAUGGUGUCCGUCCUGCAUGACCCUGAAACUGUGCUGCGGUGCAUCGCUGAGAGAGCCUUCCUCAGACGUCUGGAGGGGGGCUGCAGUGUUCCAGUGGCCGUACACACCCAGGUCAAAGACUCCCAGCUCUACCUGACCGGGGCCGUUUACAGCCUGGACGGAUCAGACAGUCUGAAGGAAACGAUGCAGACCAGCACUGCUGCUGAUGACAAGGUGCUGCAGAGCUUGGAGGAGGUGGACGAGCAGGUCCAGAGAGUGGGAGUCACAGCCAGCAAAAUCCCAAGUGAUGCCCAGGACAGGGCUGAGCGUCUGGGCAUGGAGCUGGCUGACCUGCUGCUAAGUAAAGGUGCCAAAGAGAUCCUGACGGUGGCCAGGCAGCUCAACGAUUCCAGAUAAUCCCAUGUUCAGGGACGGGCCUUCAGUCCACAACGGCCUUGUUCCAGGAGCAGAUUCCUAAGAAGUGGUAGUCUUGUGAUGUUGAGUCUGAACCAGGAGAGGAAUUUAAACACAUCAGCGGUUUGGUGGGAGUCCUUCCUGUCUGUGGGCCUUGGUUUGUUCCUCUAGAACCUUUUCCUGACGAUCACCAGGAACCAACGCGGAGCGGCCUUUGGACAUUAUAAUCAGCAGCAUGGCUUUACUUACAUGCUGUAUGAAGUGAAGUACCUCUAAACCUAGCGUCGUCAACAGGAAGUAAACAAAUCAGUUCCUCUUUUAGCUUGAUGGUCAUUCUGACAACCACAUCUGGUGUUCCCAGAGACUUUGUUAGAUUCAUGUAGCUGAAAAAUCUAAUUAAUAUAAAUAUAAAGUCAUUAUUAUUUGUACAUUUUAUCAGUGAAAGCUGCUGACACAACCAUCCUGCCUUACUUCUUAUGUUUGGGGUGUUGAGCCACCCGACUGGAAGGAAGCGGCUUGCUGUGACUGAGUCAGCACACCGCUCGUUUUACUUUAGACCUUUUAAACACUGGAUCUGAUUUCCUGUUUCAAACUUUAACACUUCCUGUUGGAGAUAAAAGCAUAAAUCUCUUCAGAUGCACUCGUACAUGAAGUCACAUUUACAGGGGUUCUCAUCACCAUAGCAACUAGUGUGAAGCAGCCAUGUAUCUGUGGGGCGUUUCAGAAGAACAUCCAUCCUGGAGAACGUGUUUGUAUUUAAUAAUUCUAUUUCAGCUGUGGUUGAUCUUCCCUGAAAACCCCAUGAACAGGAAGUGAGUGUUCUCUCUAUCCUCUCUUUUUUAUGCAGGAUCAUGAAACCAUUGUUGAGCUUUAGUUGAGUAUUACACUUGAAAGGUAAAAAGUACAGAAAUAAUAAAAAGCCUUCCUUCA
Molecule: messenger RNA, 2160 nt
Organism: Nothobranchius furzeri (turquoise killifish)
Lineage: Eukaryota; Metazoa; Chordata; Actinopteri; Cyprinodontiformes; Nothobranchiidae
Product: porphobilinogen deaminase
Biological process (GO): heme biosynthetic process
Cellular component (GO): cytoplasm
Molecular function (GO): hydroxymethylbilane synthase activity
Source: RefSeq, a predicted model, not a curated record